This is a messenger RNA of Diprion similis, 2343 nucleotides long. RefSeq names its product ralA-binding protein 1 (gene Rlip). The record is from RefSeq and is a predicted model, not a curated record. The coding region runs from base 170 to 2155 and encodes 661 amino acids. The transcript is spliced from 11 exons. Gene Ontology annotation, biological process: small GTPase-mediated signal transduction. Gene Ontology annotation, molecular function: small GTPase binding; GTPase activator activity. Lineage: Eukaryota; Metazoa; Arthropoda; Insecta; Hymenoptera; Diprionidae.
AAUCAAUGUCAAGGUACCUCGCAAGGUACUGUCAACCAAGUGGAGUAAUCAGCAUCCAUUUCGACGGAAUAGACGAAUUAAGGAGCUGUAGAAUAUUGCGACAUGGUUGCAGGUUGCAGAUUUCUCAAUCCUUCAACACAUUUACAAGAAAAGUAAUAAUUCUAUAAAGAUGGACUUCGAAAGCCCUGAUGUUGAAAAAGAUUUUCCCGGCUUGUACGCUUCGGAAUCCGGAAGAAAGAGCAACGAAAGCGACUUUAGUGACGAUGGACACGAUAGGCCAUCCAAGAAAGAACUUCUCAUUGGCAAACGUAAAGACAAAAAAGACAAAAAGGAUCGUGGAUAUGCUACACUAGAGGGUGAAAGCUCCCCGGAAGAAGAAAUCGAAACCAAGAGUCCGUCAAAGUCAAAAAAAUCUAAAACAUUCAAGUUCCCAUCUAAGAAGGAAAAGCGAGAGAAAUCCAGAGAAAAGGAUGGUAAGGAAAAGGAAACAGAUAAAGAAAGAGAGAGGAAAAAAAAAGAUAGAGACGACAGGGAUAUGGAUAAAGAAAAACGUAAAGAUAAAGAUAAGGAGAAAUCCAAGCAAAAGUUGAAGGAUCGCAAAAAAGGAAAACACGGGGAAGAAAUUGUUGACAUUGGUGAGGAACAACCAAUCUUUGGCGUUGCUCUGCAGGUGGCUGUGGAAAGAGGACGUUGUCAUGACGGAGUCGAGCUUCCAUUGGUUGUAAGAAAUUGCAUCGAUUACAUUGAAGAAUAUGGUAUGACUGUGGACGGACUAUACAAAGUUUCAGCAGUAAAAUCUAAGGUCCAACAUUUACGAAAACUUUACAAUCAACGAGAAGUGGUAGACAUGUCAGAGUUUGAUCCUAUGGUGGCUACAAGUCUGUUGAUACUAUUUCUCAGAGAGUUGCCUGAACCAAUACUUCAAAAUGACGAAGUUGUAUCUCGAUUUGAACAGGCAGCUUCAUUGAAGGAAGUUGCUUUGAGAGAAACGCAGCUAAUUGAUCUGAUAAGUCAACUACCCAAGUGUAACAAGACUCUUUUGGCAUGGGUGAUCUUGCAUUUAGAUCACCUCACUGCGCAUGAAAAAACUACCAAAAUGAACGCCCAGUCUAUUGCAAUGACACUGAGUCCAGUUUUACAAAUGAGCCAUCGACUACUCUUGGCAUUGCUUUUACAUUGCAAGGCAUUAUUUGCAAAUGUUGAAUUAACCAAAUAUAUUCCACCAUUGGCCUCUGGUAGUCCAAACUUGCCGGACACCGUGGAUGCCAUAGCUGCCGAGUUGGCCAAACAAGAAUCGUUAUUGUCUCAAAUUCAUAUGCAAAUGAACGCAGGAUUUGUUACCAAAUUGAGAGAAGAACAAUUGUGGGAAGUGCAGCGUCUUAUAACACAGCUCAAGAGAAAAUACAAAACCGUGCAAAAACUGGAGGGAUCAGCACAGAAAAGUUUGGAAGAAGAUUUGAAAUUAGGUGACGAGGGUAAUGUUGAUAUCAGUUUGCAUAAAGCUAAGCUCGUGCCUGAUGAAGAUAAUAGUUACAUCAAAAGUGAUUAUCAGCCAUUGCCUAUGGCUGUUGUAAUCCGUAACCAAAGUUGUUCUCAAAGUAUCGAUGAGUCAAACGACCAAUGUGACACACCUGAAGUGAAUGAGAAAUUAGGAAUGCUCCCUGCAAGUAAACAUGUUUCGCAAACUAAAUGCAUCCAAGAAAAACUGGAUUGCACCAGUACUGAACUAACACCAGACGAAAUAAUUAAUGAAAAUAGUGGGGAAACUUUGCAAAUUUUGAAAGCUCGACAGAUAUCUCUCGAUAAUGACGAGGAACUGAGAGAACGGCUGAUCUAUGGCGAAUUAUUGGCAAUGCAGGCAUCACUAGGAUCGCGUAUUGCCGAAGAGCGAGGUGAAGUAAAACGAUUGGCUGAGCUUUUGAUGAAUAAAGACAAUGAAAGAAGUAAGCCGAUAGACAUUCCCCAUACCCCUGAGGAAGCUGAAAGGGUUGCAACAAUUGAACUUGUUCUGGAAAAUCAGAUGCUGGAGAAAAAAAAGGCCACACUUGUAAGAACUAUUAUUGAAGAAAAUAUGGCUUGCGUUGAAUUACGUGCACAGUUCGUGAUACAACAACUUUUUCAUCAAAACUGUACACUUGCUGCAAAACAAAUUUAAUCAUUUCUAAGGUUCUGGUCUAGAUUAAGAAAAUGCAGAAAGUGACUUGUUUUAGUAUAUUAGCAAGCUAGAUGGCUCCUCCAAUUGGGAGAUACUUUGAGAAAAAUGAAAAUUAACUUUAACAAAAUGUCAAGAUGGUAGUGUAUUGUAAUUAUAGACUGUUGAAGAGAAAAUUAAUAUUUUGACAU